AUGGAAGACUUCAAUUCCUUCUCUGAAACGGGUUGAGAAAUAUACGUAAUCGAGAAUGGAGGGUCUAUCCUAAACUACAAAAAACUAUUUAUCCAGAAAUAACUCGAACUUGUACUCCAAAGUCCAGAAGAACUUGGGCAUACAGGGGGACAUUUAUAUUUAUGACAAGAAUGGAUGUAGGAUAGACUGUGAUGAUGACCUCAGACAUCUCAGAAAUAAAGACUGUGUUUAUGUCUGUCCCAAGGAGAGAGAUUUCAAUUACGAGUAUUUUCUUAGUAUGUAUUCGAAGAAGUCGCAACUCGGCCAAGGCGGCUACGGGUCAGUCUAUUUGUUGGAGCAUAAGUUAACCAAACAGAAAGUGGCAGCGAAGUUUGUGGAUAUUUCAGAGUUUUUGAAGAAAGCUGGGGAUAUUCAGAAGGCGCACCGGGAGGCACAAUUGAUGCUGAAGCUUACUCAUGAGAAUAUUGUUAAUCUUGAAACUGUGUUUAUUCUUAAAUAACCAGGUUAUUAUUUUUAUGGAAUAUAUUAGUGGAGGGGAGCUUAAGAAAUGCAUCGCUAAGAGAGGAUCUCCCUUUAGUGAAGAAGUUGCUAAGAAGAUUAUGAAGAUACUUAUUCUAGCCAUUGAGCAUAUGCAUAGCCAAAAUUUAGUUCAUAGAGACCUCAAAUUAGAGAACAUACUUUUGAUUGAUGAAAAUGAUCCUUUCUCAAUGAAAAUUAUCGACUUUGGAAUUUCUGGAUUGCUCACAAAAGUUGGAAUUGGUGAAAAGAUUAAUGCUGGUACAAUAAUGUAUUGACCACCUGAAGUGUUGACAAAAUAAGAAACUCUCUUCAGAUCCAAAGAUAGAUAUAUGGGCGCUAGGAAUCAUAAUGUAUGUGCUCUUGACCAAAGAGUAUCCCUUCUCUUGAGAUAGCGACUACAAAACUUACCAAAGUAUUAUCAAAGACAGUAUCAAGUUUCCACGCAGGACAAUGCUUUCAAAAGAAGCAAGGCACCUUAACAAGGCUUUGUUGGCAAAAGACCAUAUUCAUCGUUACACUAUCACAGACAUAAAAUCACAUCCAUGGAUUUCAAAGGAAUUUGAAGACGAUGAACAACAAAUGAAACCAAACUUUUUCGAAGAAAUUGAAAGCAAUGAUAGUGACUUUUGGGAAGAAGAAAAACUGAGCAUCAAACCAAAUAAUAGAAGGAUUGUACUCAGAGACAAAACUUGUGGACUUCUCAGACCAGCACUUAGGAUAGGAGCUACUACUAAGUUAGGGAAAUUGCAUACUUCCUAAAAUUACUGCUCUUGAUGAGGAAUCGGAAACAGAUUGCAAGGAAACUCAGAACCUAGCUUCAAGUGAAUCUUUUGAACGUAUCACAGAAAAGGUUAAACCUAUUAAGAGAAAAAUAUAAAAACUAGGGCUAAAAUUCUCUAUACUCAAAAGUUACAAAAAUUAUUUAAAAAUAUUCAGAAAAAGAACCU
Molecule: messenger RNA, 1466 nt
Organism: Moneuplotes crassus
Lineage: Eukaryota; Ciliophora; Spirotrichea; Euplotida; Euplotidae
Source: the annotation of a GenBank genome assembly